Kluyveromyces lactis is the source of this 975-nucleotide messenger RNA. Its product is annotated as ribose-phosphate diphosphokinase. NCBI's taxonomy places the organism in Eukaryota, Fungi, Ascomycota, Saccharomycetes, Saccharomycetales, Saccharomycetaceae. Bases 1 to 975 code for a protein of 324 amino acids. The transcript has a single exon. The record is from RefSeq and is a predicted model, not a curated record. Gene Ontology annotation, molecular function: magnesium ion binding; ribose phosphate diphosphokinase activity. Gene Ontology annotation, biological process: purine nucleotide biosynthetic process; 5-phosphoribose 1-diphosphate biosynthetic process; ribonucleoside monophosphate biosynthetic process. Gene Ontology annotation, cellular component: cytoplasm; ribose phosphate diphosphokinase complex.
AUGGAAACGAGUAAAAGAAUGAGUACCAAUAGCAUCAAAUUAUUGGCUGGUAACUCUCAUCCCGAGCUAGCUCAGAAUAUUGCUAGAACCCUUGGGUUGCGCUUGUCCAACAUCGGAGUUUACCAGUACUCUAAUCAGGAAACUUCUGUCACUAUCGGGGAGAGUAUACGUGAUGAGGACGUGUACAUUAUUCAAACUGGUACAGGGGAGCAAGAGAUUAACGAUUUCUUGAUGGAAUUAUUGAUUAUAAUUCAUGCAUGCAGAACAGCUUCUGCUAGAAGAAUCACUGCCGUGAUUCCGAAUUUUCCAUAUGCAAGACAGGAUAAAAAGGAUAAAUCUCGUGCUCCAAUCACAGCGAAAUUAGUAGCACAGAUGUUGGAAACUGCUGGAUGUGAUCACGUCAUCACUAUGGACCUACAUGCUUCUCAAAUUCAAGGUUUCUUCCAUAUUCCUGUGGAUAAUCUUUACGCCGAACCAAGUGUUCUAAAAUAUAUUCAACAUAAAACUGACAUCGGUAAUGCGAUCCUUGUAUCGCCUGAUGCCGGCGGUGCUAAGAGAGUUGCUUCUCUGGCAGAUAAGCUAGAUUUGAACUUCGCGUUAAUCCAUAAGGAAAGACAAAAGGCUAACGAGGUUUCUCGUAUGGUGCUUGUGGGUGAUGUUACAGGGAAGUCAUGUCUAUUGAUCGAUGACAUGGCUGAUACAUGUGGUACCUUGGUUAAGGCGUCAGAUACACUAUUAGAGCAUGGUGCUAAGGAGGUAUUGGCCAUUGUCACUCAUGGUAUCUUCUCUGGAUCUGCAGAACAGAAAUUGAAGAAUAGUAAACUAUCAAGGAUCGUGUGCACUAAUACAGUUCCUGUCGACUUGGACGUUAAUAUUCUGGACCAAAUUGAUAUCAGCCCUACCCUAGCGGAGGCGAUCAGAAGAUUGCAUAAUGGGGAAAGUGUGUCAUAUCUAUUUACACAUGCGGCUAUAUAG